CGAUGUUCACGUCUAUUCGAAACGAAAGUCGCUGGUAAAUGAUAUUAAACAAACCUAACCGAACUGCAUAUAUUUGUUUGUUUAUUACAUGAAAUAAUUUAAUUGUUUCAUUUUAGUAUAUAGUAGGCACACCAUUCCUGAUUAUUAUAACCCUAUCAUAAUAUAAACUAUUAUAAUGUUAUACAACACGUUCAAAAUAAAUGAAGCGUUUAACUUCCUUAUUUGUAAAAAUAAACUAGUAUGAAAAUACCAUGUGACAUUAAUAAAACCAUAUAUCAUAUUGUAUUUCAACAUUCUAUAAAUAAUGCUGAUAAGACUUGCUGUAUUUACGUGUAAAGAACAUAUAGUACAAGAAGUCAAUUCAAAUUGAAGCAAUGCCACCCGCAAUGCUAUUUAGAAGAAUUGUGGUAGAUUAUGACGUUCUUUUCAUUAUCUUUAUUGCACGCGCGAUACAUUUAUUAGGCACCUUCAAAAUUGAAAAUGUCAUGAUCGAAAAUAAGAUUUCAGCGGACAGGCUUGAUCCCGACUACCUGAUGGAUAAGGAGCUGUAUUCCCUUCUGGAUAGCCGUGGGGAAGUUUAUCGACGAGGUGCAGAUCGAAGUCGACUGGUUACAUUAGCCAAAACUAAAGUUGUCACUGAAGAAAGUGUGCCUCCUAAGCUAGUUGAUCUAGAGUCCCUGAUCAUCUCUGAUCUAAAACAUCUGCUAGAUCAGAGAGGCAUAAUGUAUUACAGUAGGUCAACAAAACAUGACUUAAUCGGAGCUGUUAAUAUAUCAGGCCCAGUUACUAUAGAGGCUAUUGACCACAUGAAACAGAUGGGAAAAUCAAAAAUUGGACCAGUCCAUGAAUUUAAUGCUUUCAACAUCGAAGAAACUGUAGAAAAACACAAUGAUAGUAUAUUCCUCAUAAACAUAUUGCCUCCGAGAUUAAAAUCGUCAUAUUUCAAAGAAUCAUCAUGGAAUGCUCUCAGACGAAAACUAACACACAUGGACUUCAAAUUUGGAGAACUUGACUGUGACUUUGAAAAACGCAUUUGCCUGAAAAGGAAAUGGAAUAUUUCAACACUCUACCUGCACACUCCAGGCAAAGACAACAUCACAGAAUAUUAUAUCAGAGAUGACUAUAGUAUUCACGGUAUAUUUUUAAGUAUUCAACAAGCGAUAAAUUAUAGAAUUCAACCUAUCUCAUCAUGGGAUGUAUUUACGUCAUCAAAAUGGGCGUUUUAUCAUGGUUCUACUGAUAAAAUUGCAGUAAGAUUAAUUCUCUUUACAAAUAUGACGGUACCACCAAUGUUUUUGUCCUCAUUAAGCGUUAAAUAUCGUGAUAAAGUACGUUUUGGAAUGGUCAACAUGGAGUCCAAUAAAGGUAGGAGAAUCCUGAGAAAGUUAAAACAGAAAUACUGGCCACUGUGCUUAGUCGUAACAAAACAAGGUAUAUUGACCUACGGAAAUUUACCCGGAGAAUAUUUUACAUAUCGUGAAUUAGACUUUUUUAUUUCUAAUUUACUGCACGAUUUUCGGCCGUCAGAGAUUUGGUAUCACAAAUUAUCAAUUUUUCUAGACCCAACAAUGAUAGGGUUACUCAUAAUUCGAUUCUUAGCAAGGCUUGUGUUACCCAGAUUCUGGAUCAUGAACGAGGAUGGAAACCAAGGCAAUCAGCAGGAUGGUGACGAUGUCGAUAACAAUGAUACUAUGGAAAGUGAAACUCUCAAAGCAGAGCAAUUACGUAUUAUAAAUCAGACAGCUAUUGAUUUAUUGAAGGAGCAGUUACGAGUUAGAGAAACAGAACAAGAUAGAUUAGGUACACCAGACUCCUAAAUUUCAAAACACAAGCACUAAUCAGUUU
Molecule: messenger RNA, 1845 nt
Organism: Mytilus trossulus (common blue mussel)
Lineage: Eukaryota; Metazoa; Mollusca; Bivalvia; Mytilida; Mytilidae
Exons: 4
Coding region: 375-1817 (480 amino acids)
Biological process (GO): protein ubiquitination
Cellular component (GO): endoplasmic reticulum
Molecular function (GO): ubiquitin-protein transferase activity
Source: RefSeq, a predicted model, not a curated record